CCUAAGCUGGGAGACAACGGGUGAAAAGCUUAGGUCCUACUUUGAGAACUUUGGGUCAGUUCGCGAGGCUUUCGUUUCUUACAACCGCAACAAUGGACGCCCUAGAGGCUUUGGCUUCGUGGUCUUUGAGAGUCCGGAAGUUGCGGACAAGGUGGUGGCGAACAAGCACAUGAUUGACCGGCGAGAGGUUGAGGCCAAAAAGGCUGUGCCCAAAGAGGAGGCGCCGGAGGAUAAGCAGCAGGGCUCUGUGCCACAGCGGACCAAGAAAAUUUUCGUGGGCGGCCUAGCGCCUAGUGUGGACGAAGCGCAGCUGCGAGCCCAUUUCAGCACCUUUGGAACCGUUGAAGAUGCAGUGGUUAUGUAUGACCACGAGAACAAGAGGCCUCGCGGCUUCGGCUUCGUCACUUUCGCCGAGGAGGACGCUGUUGAGCGCGUUUUCAGCCAUGGCGCGGUCCAGACCAUUGCCGACAAGCCUAUUGAGGUCAAAGCAGCAGUUCCACGGGACCAAAUGCCUCCUAAUCCUCGUAUGCAUAGCACCUACUACGGACAGCCGCCGCAUCACCGCGGCGGCCCAGCUCAAGGCUACCCUGCCGGUCCGCAUCGGGGCCCCAAUUUCGCCGGCCCUCCACCCUAUGGACCGCCUGGCCCUGCCUAUCCUCCUCCAUACAGCAACUACGGAAGGCCAUUUAACGGACGCGCAGCAGCCAACAACUACGGGGUCUACAACCCUCGCAGCCCUGGUCCCGGUCCCGGCCCUCGCCAGCCGCCCGCGCCCGCUCCAGCAGGACCGUUGGGACCCAAUCCUUACGGCAACUAUCCACAGCAACGCUUCGCCCAAGGUCAAGGAGCCCAGGCGGGCAGCCCAGGCAACGCAGCUUCGUCCAAGGUGCCGGCGAUGCCAACCUACGAUGUUUACGGCGGAGUCAACGGGGUCAGCAACGCGGCUAUGCUUUCUUCUCUCUAUAACAUUGCUGGGCUUCAACUUCCUAAUGGCUUGCCGGCCGCAGCAGCGGCUGCGGCCGCGGUCAACCCGAAGCAGCUCAAUUCGCUUAACCAUCAGCUCAAGGCCCUUAACAUUGCCGCUAACUUCGCCAACUUCGCCAACCAGCCCGAUGCUACUUACCAGGACGAAGCAGCUGCAGCAGCUGCGUACGCAGCAACGCACGAAGACUUCGCCGCGACGGCAGAGGCGAUGCAGGGUCUCAAUGGCUUGGCCGGCGUUAACCCCGCGGACUUCAACUCGUUGCACGAGGCCGGCUUUACAACAGCGCCGGCGCCCGGUUGGUCCAGCUAGCAGUAAUUGCCUGACCACCUGCGCAGCGCAGGAUCCAUCGCCGCUAUUGGCACUGAGACAUGUGCAGUCAACCGACAAGACCUGACAACGACCGAAGACCUUCUAGGCUACGAACUGACUACCUUCUUCUUGGACAAGACCUUUACUACGUUUUACGACGACGGGCGACGGACACUUGCAAGGCCAGUUGAUGUGUACCAUACCUGACGGCGCCUUGAAGACACCUUGACGCAUCUGACCAAGUUCCCCGCUCACGAGUGCCCCCCUCGUUGGCGGCGAUUAUCGACCUUCAUCGACCGCACUUGACCUGUCAUUGUGUGUGGGGGACAGGAAGUUGCAGAUGCCUUUUGAGCGAAGAGUGAUAGUUGUUGGGCGGGCAAUGUUCCGUUACGAUGCACAUUGCCAUAUUAGGUCAGUUCAGCAGUUAGAUCAGGCUUAGUGUAUACAUGGCGCCAGCGUGCGGGGCGCUCAGGGUAUGUGUGGACUGUGCUUUCUGAGGCGCACGUAGCACAGGGUACAGGGUCGUAACUUGUACAGCUUCUUAUCAUGUUUGUUUGUUGAUACAUACCACCAGGUUUAGGGAGUUAGGACCAGAACUGUCGUGUGUGUUUUACGGUGGUGGAAGCACAGGCGAGAUGCCAGGCAGAUACAGGUUAUACAUGAGCACAUAAAUACCGCAUAUUAGGACGCUGUGAAGCUGUUGUUGGGUAUCGUCUGCAGACAAUAAGACGUUUGCUAUUGAGACUACGGGUGCCUCCUGGACGACUUUGGAUUAAUCAAUAUUGCCAAGCAUGUUGGCUGCCCCUAUAUGAGCAACGUAUAGCGUGCUCCCCUUUGCAAGAUCUCUUUCACUUUG
Molecule: messenger RNA, 2150 nt
Organism: Astrephomene gubernaculifera
Lineage: Eukaryota; Viridiplantae; Chlorophyta; Chlorophyceae; Chlamydomonadales; Astrephomenaceae
Source: the annotation of a GenBank genome assembly